AUGGAACAUAGAAGAUUGCGCAAAGGGCCGCUGCCUGGAGGUCGUCAGGGCGCGUCUGGAGCUGGCGCUGGACGCGACAGCAUGCGAACCGCCAGCCGAGCGCGAGGUGCUGCACGACCACCCAGCAGCCCCUCGCAUCCAUCAUCCCCACCAGCUUGCUUGGUGUCGGCAGGGUCUUCGCAGGCCCAGCAAUCGGCACCCGCCACUGGUGGAGUACGCCGCAUGCGAUGGACCAUCAAUAUGAAUUCAAACGCAUUGCGGGCGUAUUUUAGGGCGAAAGGGGGAGAAAUUGGAGGUUUCGCGUAUCGGGCUAGGAUGCAUCGUCUUUUUAUUGAGCUGGAGCCAUCUAUUACUGUCACCGAGCAAAACCUGGCAGACCGAGUUCGGUAUAUCUUACGCUCAAAUAUAUUUGAUGGCGCCGAACUCGAACGGCUACGACGUGAGGCUGUUCCCUCAUCAAAUGAAAACGCUACGACUGAGGGUGCGGUGCCACAAGUUGCAGAACAACCCGCACACGUGGAUGCCGCCGAGAAUACCCCAGUGGUUGCUGAUUCAAAUGAUGAAGGAACAUUCACCCAGGAACUAGAAAUAGAGCAAAUGAGGAGUACAUUGGAAGAGGCGAUUAUGGAAACGCGCAGUACGCCUCUCGAAAAUCGACCGCGACUUCCCCGCAUAGCCCUAAGCAAGCGGAAUCGGGCUGUCGUGAGGGCUCUGAACCCAAUGCUGGUGACCUAUUUGGAAGCCAGCCGGGACCUUUGCGAGACGGACUCAAUUCUCUUUGGCGCCGCACUGGCAGUCUGCCGUAUUAUAGGCGCCAAACUUUCCACGGCUGGACGCACUACUGGACAAAGUAGUGCUAUCCCAGCCUGGAGAACAAGAAUUGAAGAAUGUAUCGCAAAAACUAGGGCCCUCAUCGGCAGACUGAUAUGCUUCAGGUCAGACAAUACCAGGCCAAGGAUUGUGCGCACCGUCAAGAUGGCAUUUGCUGGGAAAAAUGUUAGUUUGUCCCAGCCGGAUAUAAUGCAAAAACUGACGGAGCGCAUAGACGACCUGAAGCAGAGAAUCGCUGCUUGGGGAAAGCGAAUUCGGCGAUAUACCGAGAGGUCGACACGGUUCAACCAGAAUCGUCUCUUCCAGAGUGAUCAGAAGAGGCUCUAUAAAUCAUUGGAGCGACCAAUGGUAAGUGGAACGGGCCCAGUAACGAAUCAGGCCGACACGGUCGCGUUCUGGCGCAGCCUGUGGUCAGAGCCCGUAAACCACAACGAGGGCCCUUGGACGGAAGUUGUGGCGAGUCAGUGUGCGGGUAUUACGCCCAUGGACCCCGUCACCAUAACGCCGGAUGACGUAGCUGAGGCGGUCCGUAGGGCCCCGAACUGGAAAAGUCCGGGACUCGACGGGCUGCAUCACUACUGGCUGAAGGGGGCGAAAGGGGGAGAAACUGGAUGUUUGGCGUAUCGGGCUAGGAUGCACCGUCUUUUUGCUGAGCUGGAGCCAUCUUUACCCGUCACAGAGCAAAACCUGGCAGACCGAGUUCGGUAUAUCUUGCGCUCAAGUAUAUUUGAUGUCGCCGAACUCGAACGGCUACGACGUGAGGCUGUUCCCUCGUCGGAUGAGAAUGCUACGGCUGAGGAUGCGGCGCCACAAAUGGUAGAGCAACCCGCAAACGUGGAUGCCGCCGUGAAUACCCCAGUUGUGGUUGAUUCAAACGAUGAUGGAACAGUCGCCCAGGAACUGGAAUUAGAGCAUAAGAGGAGUACAUUGGAAGAGGCGAUUGUGGAAACGCGCAGUACGCCUCUCGAAAAUCGACAGCGACUUCCCCGCAUAGCCCUAAGCAAGCGGAAUCGGGCUGUCGUGAGGGCUCUGAACCCAAUGCUGGUUACCUAUUUGGAAGCCAGCCGGGACCUUUGCGAGACGGACUCAAUUCUUUUUGGCGCCGCGCUGGCAGUCUGCCGUAUCAUAGGCGCCAAGGUUUCCACGGCUGGACGCGCUACUGGCCAUAGUAGCGCUAUCCCAGCUUGGAGAAGAAGAAUUGAGGAACGUAUCGCAAAGGCUAGAGCUCUCAUCGGCAGACUGAUAUGCUUCAGAUCGGGCAACAACAGGCCAAGAAUUGUGCGCACCGUCAGGAUGGCGUUUGCUGGGACAAAUGUCAGUUUGUCCCAGCCGGAUAUAACGCAAAAACUGACGGAGCGCAUAGAUGAUCUGAAGCAGAGAAUCGCUGCUUGGGGAAAGCGGAUUCGGCGAUAUACCGAGAGGUCGACACGGUUCAACCAGAAUCGUCUCUUCCAGAGUGAUCAGAAGAGGCUCUAUGAAUCAUUGGAGCGACCAAUGGUAAGUGGAACGGGUCCAGCACCGAAUCAGGCCGACACUGUAGCAUUCUGGCGCGGCCUGUGGUCAGAGCCCGUAAACCACAGCGAGGGCCCUUGGACGGAAGUUGUGGCGAGUCAGUGUGCGGGUAUUACGCCCAUGGACCCCGUCAUCAUAACGCCGGAUGACGUAGCUGAGGCGGUCCGUAGGGCCCCGAACUGGAAAAGUCCGGGGCUUGACGGGCUGCAUCACUACUGGCUGAAGGGGUUCAUGGUGUGUCACUCUGUGCUCGCCCGACAGUUUCAAGAGGCUCUCAACCAGAAGUCGCUCCCAAGCCUCUUCACUACUGGGAUCACUCAUUUGGUUCCUAAAGACCAGGGUACCACAGACCCGAGCAAAUACCGCCCCAUCACGGCAAAAGGGGAAGAAACUGGAUGUUUGGCGUAUCGGGCUAGGAUGCAUCAUCUUUUUGCUGAGCUGGAGCCAUCUUUAACCGUCACAGAGCAAAACCUGGCAGACCGAGUUCGGUAUAUCUUGCGCUCAAAUAUAUUUGAUGUCGCCGAACUCGAACGGCUACGACGUGAGGCUGUUCCCUCGUCGGAUGAGAAUGCUACGGCUGAGGAUGCGGCGCCACAAAUGGUAGAGCAACCCGCAAACGUGGAUGUCGCCGUGAAUACCCCAGUUGUGGUUGAUUCAAACGAUGAUAGAACUGUCGCCCAGGAACUGGAAUUAGAGCAUAUAGCAUAUAGUACAUUGGAAGAGGCGAUUGUGGAAACGCGCAGUACGCCUCUCGAAAAUCGACCGCGACUUCCCCGCAUAGCCCUAAGCAAGCGGAAUCGGGCUGUCGUGAGGGCUCUGUACCCAAUGCUGGUGAUCUAUUUGGAAGCCAGCCGGGACCUUUGCGAGACGGACUCAAUUCUUUUAGGCGCCGCGCUGGCAACCUGCCGUAUCAUAGGCGCCAAGGUUUCCACGGCUGGACACGCUACUGGCCAUAGUAGGGCUAUCCCAGCAUGGAGAAGAAGAAUUGAGGAACGUAUCGCAAAGGCUAGAGCUCUGAUCGGCAGACUGAUAUGCUUCAGAUCAGGCAACAACAAGCCAAGAAUUGUGCGCAUCGACAGGAUGGCGUUUGCUGGGACAAAUGUCAGUUUGUCCCAGCCGGAUAUAACGCAAAAACUGACGGAGCGCAUAGAUGAUCUGAAGCAGAGAAUCGCUGCUUGGGGAAAGCGGAUUCGGCGAUAUACCGAGAGGUCGACACGGUUCAACCAGAAUCGUCUCUUUCAGAGUGAUCAGAAGAGGCUCUAUGAAUCAUUGGAGCGACCAAUGGUAAGUGGAACGGGUCCAGCACCGAAUCAGGCUGACACUGUAGCAUUCUGGCGCGGCCUGUGGUCAGAGCCCGUAAACCACAGCGAGGGCCCUUGGACGGAAGUUGUGGCGAGUCAGUGUGCGGGUAUUACGCCCAUGGACCCCGUCAUCAUAACGCCGGAUGACGUAGCUGAGGCGGUCCGUAGGGCCCCGAACUGGAAAAGUCCGGGGCUUGACGGGCUGCAUCACUACUGGCUGAAGGGGUUCAUGGUGUGUCACUCUGUGCUCGCCCGACAGUUUCAAGAGGCUCUCAACCAGAAGUCGCUCCCAAGCCUCUUCACUACUGGGAUCACUCAUUUGGUUCCUAAAGACCAGGAACGCGCAAAGGGCCGCUGCCUGGAGGUCAACAGGGCGCGUCUGGAGCUGGCGCUGGACGCGACAGCAUGCGAACCACCAGCCGAGCGCGAGGUGCUGCACGACCACCCAGCAGCCCCUCACAUCCAUCAUCCCCACCAGCUGGCUUGGUGUCGGCAGGGUCUUCGCGGGCCCAGCAAUCACACCCGCCACUGGUGGAGUACGCCGCAUUCGUUGGACAACCCAGAUGAACAGCAACGCAUUGCGGGCGUAUUUUAG
This is a messenger RNA of Parnassius apollo (apollo), 4239 nucleotides long. NCBI's taxonomy places the organism in Eukaryota, Metazoa, Arthropoda, Insecta, Lepidoptera, Papilionidae. The record is from the annotation of a GenBank genome assembly.